Exserohilum turcica Et28A is the source of this 1008-nucleotide messenger RNA. RefSeq lists its product as uncharacterized. Gene Ontology annotation, cellular component: endoplasmic reticulum. Gene Ontology annotation, molecular function: oxidoreductase activity. The coding region runs from base 37 to 879 and encodes 280 amino acids. The record is from RefSeq and is a predicted model, not a curated record. NCBI's taxonomy places the organism in Eukaryota, Fungi, Ascomycota, Dothideomycetes, Pleosporales, Pleosporaceae. The transcript is spliced from 2 exons.
CGCCGUAUCCUGCGUGCGUUUGCAAUGGCAUCAAUCAUGGACUACCUGCCCUAUGCGGUGGCUGUGGUCGCCCUCGUGGGCGGCUACCUCGCAUACGCCAGCGCCAGCAGCUCACCCCGCAAAGUGCUCAAGCCCACCGAGUUCCAGGAGUUUGAGUUAGAGCACAAAGAAGUUCUCUCGCACAACACAGCCAUCUACCGCUUCAAACUGCCUCGCCCAACCGACAUCCUCGGUCUCCCCAUCGGCCAGCACAUUUCGCUCGCUGCGACUAUCCCCGGCCAGCCCAAGGAAGUCGUCCGCUCCUACACACCCAUUACCUCAGACGAAGACAAGGGCCAUGUCGACCUGCUCAUCAAGUCGUACCCUACGGGCAACAUCUCCAAGUAUGUUGCGAACCUCAAGAUUGGCGACAAGAUGAAGGUCAGGGGGCCCAAGGGCGCCAUGGUAUACACUCCCAACAUGGUUAGACACUUUGGUAUGAUUGCCGGCGGUACCGGAAUCACUCCCAUGCUGCAGGUCGCCAAAGCUAUUAUGCGCGGACGGCCGACGGGCGACAGGACCGAGGUUGAUCUCAUCUUUGCCAACGUGAACCCCGAGGAUAUUCUGCUCAAGGACGAACUCGAUGCGCUAGCGGCCAAGGACCCCAAGUUCAGGGUGCACUACGUACUCAACAACCCACCCGAGAAGUGGUCUGGUGGUGUCGGCUUCGUCACUGCCGACAUGAUCAAGGAGAAGCUUCCUGCGCCCGCCAAGGACGUCAGGAUUCUCAUCUGUGGACCACCGCCCAUGGUUGCUGCCAUGAAGAAGGCUACCGAGAGCCUGGGUUUCGACAAGGCCAGGCCUGUUAGCAAGCUUGAGGACCAGGUCUUCUGCUUCUAAGCAAUCAAAAUCCCGCGAUGGGUAAAAGGAAACGGUAAUGGGGUGGUGUCUUUCGAAAAAUGUUGAUUAGAAUCUGCGUCUUGAGCGAAUUGAUUACAUAGUACGAAUGAGCAACUUCCUAUGAUGUUU